Messenger RNA from Leptosia nina, 1086 nucleotides. Lineage: Eukaryota; Metazoa; Arthropoda; Insecta; Lepidoptera; Pieridae. The record is from the annotation of a GenBank genome assembly.
AUGUCAAACUGGAUUUGGUGCGCUAAUAUUAAACUUAAUCACUCCACCCUGAAGUUAAUACAUUUAUUAUUUUGUUCGUUGCGUCCGUGUGUCCGUCGGUACCGUGUUGUAAGAAGACUUCGAGCAGUUGUCACAAUGAGCGGGUCGUGGGAAGAAUUCUUCGCGACUCAUUUGCCGCCGACCGACUUCGAGGACAAUCGGUCGUUACUCAAAGAGUUCUGUGACCGACACGACCGGCAGAGCCACAGAAUUGUGCUCGUCACAUCUGGUGGCACUACAGUGCCGCUAGAACACAACACGGUACGUUUCGUCGACAACUUCAGUGCGGGAAAACGUGGCGCCGCGUCGGCCGAGUAUUUUCUGGAACAAGGGUACGCGGUGAUAUUUAUGCAUCGCCUCAAAUCCCUGGAACCCUUCACGAGGCACUUUAGCGGGCAGAAGCUGCUGGAUAUGUUGGAGAUGCAAGAACAGUCGAAUAACACUACGAUAAGAGUGAAACAAGACAGCGUAUUCGCCUUGGCACCUGUUCUGUCCAGAUAUCAAGCUGCGCACGCGGCUGGUGCAAUCCUGCAUGUUGCUUUUACUACAGUAUCAGACUAUUUCUGGUUGCUGCGCGCUGCUUGUGAAGUCCUAGCAAAGUCCGGGCCUAGAGCUUUGCUGUACCUCGCCGCGGCAGUGUCUGACUUCUAUAUACCUAAGGAUAGUAUUCCCACACACAAAAUACAGUCUGAUAGCGGGCCUCCUGUUAUUCACUUGCAUUUGGUGCCAAAACUUUUAGCACCCUUGGUCAACCUAUGGGUGCCGAACGCAUAUGUGGUGUCAUUCAAACUUGAGACUGAUGAGAACUUGCUUAUUCCGAAAGCGAGGGCUGCGCUAGAGAAAUAUAAACAUAAGAUGGUUAUCGCGAACAUUCUACAAAAUAGGCAUCAACGUGUCGUGGUAGUCACAAGAGAAGCCAACCAGGAAGUACUUCUCACCAGAGAAGAGUUGCUUGCUGGUGUGGACAUUGAAGCACCAAUAGUAGACGAGAUAGUUCGCCAUCACACAGACCACAUAGCCGAGCGAGGGGCGGCAGGAUCACGCUGA